Messenger RNA from Pipistrellus nathusii (Nathusius's pipistrelle), 843 nucleotides. The record is from the annotation of a GenBank genome assembly. NCBI's taxonomy places the organism in Eukaryota, Metazoa, Chordata, Mammalia, Chiroptera, Vespertilionidae.
AUGGGCAGAGCAGAGCGUCUAGAAGGAAAGAUGAGCGCCCAGGAUCCUUCCGAUCUGUGGAGCACACCCGAUGGAGAGGCUGAGCUGCUGCAGGACUUGGGGUGGUAUCACGGCAAUCUCACACGCCACGCAGCCGAGGCUCUUCUCCUCUCAAACGGAUGUGACGGCAGCUACCUCCUGAGGGACAGCAAUGAAAGGACCGGGCUGUACUCUCUCUCCGUGAGAGCCAAAGACUCUGUCAAACACUUUCAUGUUGAAUAUACCGGAUUUUCAUUUAAAUUUGGCUUUAAUGAAUUCUCAUCUUUGAAGGAUUUUGUCAAGCAUUUUGCAAAUCAGCCUUUGAUUGGAAGCGAGACAGGCACUCUGAUGGUUCUGAAACAUCCCUAUCCAAGAAAAGUGGAAGAACCUGCCAUUUAUGAAUCAGUCCGGGUUCACACAGCAAUGCAGACAGGAAGAACGGAAAAUGACCUGGUGCCCACUGCGCCUUCGCUGGGCACCAAGGAAGGUUACCUCACCAAGCAGGGAGGCCUGGUCAAGACCUGGAAAACAAGGUGGUUCACUUUGCACAGAAAUGAACUGAAAUACUUCAAAGACCAAAUGUCACCAGAACCAAUUCGGAUCCUAGACUUAACAGAAUGUUCAGCUGUACAGUUUGAUUACUCACAGGAAAGAGUAAACUGUUUUUGCUUAGUAUUUCCAUUCAGGACAUUUUACCUCUGUGCAAAGACAGGAGUAGAAGCUGAUGAGUGGAUCAAGAUAUUACGCUGGAAACUGUCUCAAAUAAGAAAACAGCUGGACCAAAGGGAAGGCACAAUCCGAUCUCAGUCGUUCAUCUUUAAGUAG